Molecule: messenger RNA, 2206 nt
Organism: Limulus polyphemus (Atlantic horseshoe crab)
Lineage: Eukaryota; Metazoa; Arthropoda; Merostomata; Xiphosura; Limulidae
Exons: 1
Coding region: 338-1375 (345 amino acids)
Source: RefSeq, a predicted model, not a curated record
UAUUUACAGAGGGAAUUGUCGAACAAUUCUGACGUCGAAACCGAAAGCUCUACUAUCCUCUAAUUUUAAAACUAAGCCUAACAUAUGGGCAAUCAAAAUAAAAAAUAAAACAUACGGUGAAUCACAGAGUUACAGGGCUUAUUUUUUCUAAGAAGAGUCUUGGAAGAAAGACAAUAUAUUUCUAUAGUCACUGUAAAGAAUCUUCAAGAUUUGGGUUAACCCACUAUCUCUAAGUAACGAAGUUGAUUCGCUAACAUUCGUUCUGUGGGGGUUUCAGAAACUAAAAACAGGUAUCAGUGUUUUUGGUUACUAUCUGACUAACGUUAAUAACCACAACAUGUCUGAUGUCCACAGUUGUCCUACUGAGACACCCUUAGAGGUCAAUGUAAAAAUUCCUGUUUUGUCGUUGAAUAAACAUUCAAAAACAACGAACAGAGAAUUAAGCAGUCGGAAAGAAAAAGAAGACAAAGAUAAAAGCCAUAAGAGCGAAGGAUCACCUAGAAAAGUUUACCGUCAUCUUGAAAGAAGAGAAACUUCCCAUAUGUUCCAGCUGGGUCUGGAUAUCGGUACUUCGUCUCUUUCCACAUCUAAAAAAACGAAUUCCGAAGAUCUCACUCAGACAAAGUCAAAGCUUCCAAAAGCUGGUUGGAAAACUUCUAAAUUUUUUAGUAGAACUCUAACUUCAGGAGAACUUUUAAAAGGCCUUAAGAAGUUCUCCAUCGGAAAUGAAACCGAAAAUAAGUCAACGGAAGCGAAAAUGUUGAAAAGCAAGCGAAGCCUUUUUCAAAAAAGGGCCAGUAGUGAGGAAGGACCAAAUAGUUCAGAAAAGGAAGAAUAUGAAGAACGUCAGCCGCCCACUAGCACAUCAGAAAACUCUUCUCCUUAUAAGAAAUUCGUCGAAAAAGAAGGGAUCGUGUGCAAAAAAGAAGACUUAUUGUCCAUCAUUAAACCCAAAUCUGAUGACGUUUCGGGAAUCGCCUUACAACCUACGUGGUCAGUUGAUUCUUCAAGUGGUGAAAAACCUGCUUUUCUCCAACUCACUCCUACGACUUUCCAGAAACGACGGUUGAAAUCACGAAAGAUGGCGCACAAACGAAGUCCCAGUGACGACACUGCGACAGAGGAAACCGUGGAAAAUGUAAUCUUAGACAAAACCAUUGAAGAAACGAAACACGAACAGUCGUCAGGCAAAGAGGAAGUCGUUAUCCAAAUACACAAAGAACCAGAAGGUAAACCAGAAGAUGAACAUGCCACCGUGCUGUGGGGUGAUGGGAAUGUUCUUAAUGCUAUAUUACUUGGGGAUGCCAUUGAGACGUUUUUAAAGGGCUCGAUGUGUGGCGGGGGUUCCGAAAAACGAGUUUCCUUUAAAAAGUAAUAAAAUUAUUUGUCACUUAUUAUUGGUGUCGAUGCUUCAGAGUUGUUGUUGAUAUCAAUUCUGAGAUUGUUUUUCCGUAUUGUGUAGACAUCUAGUGAUCGUCUAGUAUAACUGUGAUAAGUCAGCAAAUUUUUAAACAUCAAAUAAAUUAAUUUUAAUCAACCGUAAUUAAAUUGUUUGAAAUGUGAAGGUGCUUUUUUUUUGACAAAAUCUUCUGAUUUAGUGAUUUAUUUUUCUGUUUUUAAUUGGUGCAUCUGGUGAUGUGGAAAUCCAUACCAGAGACCAGCGUUUCUACCUACGAUAUGUGACGUUCUAAGGUGUUGAAUUAUCUACUGUGGGUUAAGUGCAGUAUAACAAACGUAAAGGAGCACCAUAGAGAAAUAAUAGCACUGUGUAAUAGGCCAGGCUUCCCUCCCUCAACAUUAAUCACGUGGAGUCGUCACCCCAUCACGGUAGUGUGGGUGCCUUGAAUUCCAUACCGAAACAAACAACUUAAACAAUGUAAUACCAAAAACACCUUAAACAAUGUUUCUUUUCCACGUAUAACUUUCGGACUAAUCACUCUGUUCAUUUUAAGAUUUGUUAAUCUACAUUUUUCUCCAAGGUUUUUUUUCUAGAUAUUUCUUACUUUCGUUACUUAACAACAUAUAAGAUAUUCAACUCAACCUAUGAUAUUAAUGUCAUGACGUCCUUACCAGAUAUUAGAAUAUUCAACUUAUACUGUCUUAUUAAUCAAAGAAUAAAAGAACGUUUUAUGACGAAGAGGAUACAUGAUGUCCUUACCAGAUAUUAGAAUAUUCAACUCAUACUUUCUUAUUCUUUGAUUAAUAA